GGACGGCGGGUUGAGCACGGAGGACCGGACGGAGGACAGGACAGGCGGCUGGAUGCACCGGGACUCCCCUGGCCGCGGUUACGCACGGACCCAAAGACGCUGGAGCUGCGUCUUUGGAACAUCCUGAUAACGCGAAACAAGAGAAGAGAGAAGAGAGAAGAGGAGCGACGCGGAGAGCCUCCAUCAUCUGAAGGUCCCUGCAUGGCUUUUUCCUGAGUGGGGUGUGUCUCUUUACGAUGCAGAGCCCUGGGACUGUAGGAGCCUAGAGUGAAGUUGUGUUCAUAGCGUUGCCAUGUAUACGUCCAGUACGGAGUUGGGCUCUGUGGCGGCGGAGCGGCGCAGACCGGCUCCUGCCCUGACCCCUGAUGACAGAGACCUGUGGAGAGACCCCGGGCGGAUGGGCUGGCGAGAGGGGCGAGAGAGCGGAGUGGUGCAGAGCUACAGCUUCGAUUCGUACCAGCUGGAGGAGGAGGAGAUGAGCAAAGAUGCCCCGGAGCGAGGAGUGCUGGCUUUGUCUGAACCUGACUUCGAGGAGCCGAUUCCUGAUGACCGUUACCAUGGCAUUUACUUUGCGAUGCUUCUGGCCGGAGUGGGUUUCCUCUUACCCUACAACAGUUUCAUUACAGACGUGGAUUACCUGCACCACAAGUUUGAGGGGACGUCCAUCGUGUUUGACAUGAGUUUGACGUAUAUCCUGGUGGCGCUGCUGGCGGUUAUCCUCAACAACAUCCUGGUGGAGAGGCUGAGUAUGCACACCAGAAUCACUGUGGGUUACAUCCUCGCACUGGGGCCGCUGGUAUUUGUCAGUGUUUUUGACGUGUGGCUGGAGAAGUUUACCACGAGACAAGCGUACAUCAUAAACCUGGUGUCUGUGGGAGUGGUGGCAUUUGGAUGUACAGUGCAACAGUCCAGUUUCUAUGGUUACAUGGGGAUGCUUCCCAAGAGGUACACACAGGGGGUGAUGACAGGAGAGAGCACCGCUGGGGUCAUCAUCUCUCUGUCCCGCAUUUUCACCAAGCUGCUCAUCCCGGACGAGCGCAGGAACACGCUUAUCUUUUUCCUGGUGUCCAUCAGUAUGGAGAUGCUGUGCUUUGUACUCCACCUGCUCGUGCGCCGCUCCCGGUUCGUGCGUUACUACACCAGCCACGCCCAGGGUAAAGGCCCGGGCAAAGGUCACGACCCCCGCGAUAAUGGGACAGGAUACAGGGUGCACCAUGAUGUCACGGCAGAGGAAGUUAGAUUUGGGAAUGGAGGGACGAUGCCCUCGGACAGACAGACGGAAGAAGGCGUGGAUGACUUUGGAGGAGGGACUUAUGUACGGUUUGACGCCCCAAAAGCCAAGAUCAGGAAGAGCUGGCCUGGCCUUCGUGACAUGAUCUUGCACCGUUACGUCGUGUCCCGUGUGAUCUGGGCCUACAUGCUGUCCAUCGCAGUGACCUACAGCAUCACUCUGUGUCUGUUCCCUGGCCUGGAGUCAGAAAUACGCAACCCGACGUUAGGAGAGUGGCUUCCCAUCCUCAUCAUGGCCACGUUCAACAUGUCUGACUUUGUGGGAAAGAUCCUGGCUGCUGUGCCGUACGACUGGUCGGGUGGUCGUCUCCUCUUCUUCUCCUGCCUCAGAGUGGUCUUCAUCCCUCUGUUUGUCAUGUGUGUGUACCCCGCCAGCGCCCCCACCCUGUCGCACCCCGCCUGGCCCUGUCUUUUCUCUCUCCUCAUGGGCGUCACUAACGGAUACUUCGGAUCAGUGCCAAUGAUCCAAGCAGCUGGAAAAGUGCCUCCUGAACAGCGAGAGCUGGCUGGGAACACCAUGACAGUGUCGUAUAUGACAGGCCUCAUGGUGGGCUCGGCCGUGGCCUACGCCGCCUACAGCUUCACCGCUCCAGGAUCAGGGACACGCCUGAACACUCUGCACUCACUCAACUCUACGGGCUACUGACCUCACCCCUCACCAUGUACGCAGACCACUGCAGCAUUUACUAUGAAGAUGUCCAAGAGGAAAAAGACCAGAAACUAUGAAGAAAAUGCUUGAGUUAAAUCAAAAGAAAACACUUCAUUCCUUUUUGCAGAGUGUUAUAAUUGUGUGGACACUGGAUGACAUUUGUACAGUGUAAAGUCACUGUGCAGCAUCGUGCAGCAGAGAGAACAAAGACGCACUAGUUUUACAAAUGCCAAAUGACUGAAGGGACGUAACAAAAGAGCAAUGAUUCUGUAUCUGAGCACUGUUUACACUGCUGCUUAUCUGAAAAAUACUAGGACGUAGAGUGAGGUGUUCUGUGACAGCCCUGAACUUAUUUAGUAGCAACAUUUGGGGCAUUUAUGUAGAUGUAAUUUGCAGACCAAAGAUAUAAUUUUAGUCAAACAGUGUUACAGGUUUUAUUCAAACACGAUCGUUCAAUUUGCCAAUAAGUAACAUUUCAACAAUAUCACACCAAAAAUCUCCCCUAAACAGUUAAAAAAAGUCAAAUGUGAUGUCUUGCACCACCUGAUGGUGAAAAAAGAAACCAAAAUGUAACGUGUGAGCAACUAAUCCAAUGUAAAAUGGAUAAAACAGACGUGGGACAUGUACAGCUGAACAGUGAGAAUGUAGUUCUAUAUAAAACAAGGGACUUUGUAAAUAUACUAAUAAGUGCACUCAGAGCAGUGGCAGAUUUGUAUUUGUAAAAAUAAAAUGAUAUAUUUCAUUACUCUAUGUAGCUCAAGUUCAUGCACAUUUUGUUAAAGUAAAUAGAUGUUUCAGUUGUGGUAAUGAAACUGAAUGAAGAGGUUUGCUUAAAGUUUAUAUAAGAGGAAAGGUUCAGACUUGAAUAGAGAUCAUAGUGGACACUGUGGGAUCUGGCCUUGACCGGGAGCUCACCUCAUGACUGUAUCUACGUGCCAUGUCCAUCUCACCUUGUUCCUCUCUUUUCAGACGUUGUUAUUUAUCUUUGGUCAGCUGUGAGAUGAAGGCCUGAGCAGUGACCUCACUCCUCUGUCUUCUUCAGUGAUACUGUUUUAGGAGAUCCCACAUGGGCCAUUUAAAAAGCAGCGCGGUGAUGCCCCAGUGGACUGAGUGUACUGUGAACGCACUGCCACUUUCUGCAUACAUUCAUCUUUCUAAUGACAGUGGAUAAAAGAAUAUGGAAGAUAAUGUCACUGCUCAUGAAUCAUUCACUGAGGGUCCUGUAGAGCCUGGGCUGAGCUCUGCACUAAAACACACUUUGGACCUUAAGUUUGUCUUUGCAUAGCCUUAAUAUAUGUGGUUCUGUUUACAUGCUGUUUUGGAAUCACCAUGAAGAAAAAAAAUAAAUAUUUGCUCAUGUUUUC
Periophthalmus magnuspinnatus is the source of this 3303-nucleotide messenger RNA. RefSeq names its product solute carrier family 29 member 4a (gene slc29a4a). Gene Ontology annotation, molecular function: monoamine transmembrane transporter activity; nucleoside transmembrane transporter activity. The record is from RefSeq and is a predicted model, not a curated record. Gene Ontology annotation, biological process: nucleoside transmembrane transport. The coding region runs from base 293 to 1936 and encodes 547 amino acids. The transcript has 11 exons. Lineage: Eukaryota; Metazoa; Chordata; Actinopteri; Gobiiformes; Gobiidae. Gene Ontology annotation, cellular component: plasma membrane.